Cylicostephanus goldi is the source of this 351-nucleotide messenger RNA. The record is from the annotation of a GenBank genome assembly. Lineage: Eukaryota; Metazoa; Nematoda; Chromadorea; Rhabditida; Strongylidae.
AUGGUCGACGAACUUUCGCUAAGGGCUUCAACUCCAGAGGACUGGUCGGAGCUGGAACUCGAAUUCGAAGAUGCAAAUGACUACUUCGAAAAUGAUGCAGGAGAUAUGGAACAGAAGCAAGAAGUAGUACCACAAAAGGAAAACUUACCCAAACCUACGUUCGAGCAGUGCACCUUGGAUUAUGGUCGAGAGCUAGAGCGGCAGAUCGACAAGAUCCAGCAGGAGCCUCGUCCACCGUUCGAGACGGUAAAACAUCUCCAGGAAAGACUCGAACGUGAAAAUGAACUGUACAGAAAGCAAUUCGCUUGGCAAAUGGAAAAUAUGAUUCGCUUUACCACCAAUGCUCAGUGA